AUGUCAGACUACAUUCCGAAAUUAGGGGCACGUACUCGGGUAAGGGGCACAGUGUAUGAGCUGAAGCCAAGCCCCUCAGACUCCGCUUUACCCCUGAGCACGGUCUUAACAGCAGAGCUGAGGGAGCUAGAGGUUGAGCAGGCUGAACAUGAACAUCAGGAAGAGGCAAGCAAACAGAAGAAGGUCAUGGAGGAGCAGAAAAAGCGAGAUUGGCGGGUGGAACAGGAGUGUUCCAAAGCUGCAUUCACUGGUGCAAUCAAGACCAAGAAGCUGGAGGAGCUAUGCGACAUAGCUGCAGCCUUGCAAUUACUCGAGACUGGACUCAAGGCUGAGAAAAAUCCACAAUACGAGGGUUUAUUCAACCCUACCCAUUCUCGCAAGCACUGUCUUGAUAACAGUGAUAGCACUGCAGAAUUACCGCAGGACACGAUUCCCCCACCAAAUCCAGUUCAUGAACUGUUUGGAUACCAGCCUCAGCCUGCACAUCAACCCUUGAUGUCAAGAAAUGAACACAUACCAGAAUUUCCCCCACCUGGGUAUGCCCCCCUGCAUUAUCCAAUGCAGCAUCCUGCACUUCAGCCUCACCCUCUGCAUAUUUUGCACCCUCACUUUGCACCAGCGAGUCAUGAUAAUGCAGAUCUCUGA
Molecule: messenger RNA, 645 nt
Organism: Suillus paluster
Lineage: Eukaryota; Fungi; Basidiomycota; Agaricomycetes; Boletales; Suillaceae
Exons: 2
Coding region: 1-645 (214 amino acids)
Source: RefSeq, a predicted model, not a curated record